ACUUGUUCUUGGCGGUAGCCAUAUUGAUUUGUUCCUCCUGUUGUGUGUGAUCUAUCCAGCCAGGAUAGAAUAACGUUGAUUUGUUGUGAUUGGUAAUUUUUCCUCAUCUUCUAUCAACUUCUUUAUUAUUGUAAUUUAGAUUUAAUUGAUUGAACAAUCAUUGGUUGAAUAGCCGGGUGAUAAUAUUUGUUUAGAACCGCUAGUUACCCGAUUACUUGUUCUGAUUUCGACGGGAAAGGGCGCGUGUCUAAAAGUCCCCGGUAGGCUAUUCUUCAACAUCCAAACCGUAGUUUGGAUUCUACAGUUCUAAACAAUUAUUAAUUGGCCGAAGUCGUUUGGCAAUCGUUCGCGGAUUUGAUUAUCGUUUCUGGAAAUAUUUGGUCGUUUCGUCUAUAAUGCCAACUAAUCGUCGAAGGAAAUCAAGUUCAAAGUUCGUUGAUGUUAAUGAAGAAUCCCCUAUUACCAAGCAAGUGCCUUUUGAUGUCCUUAAGUGUCAUGGUUCAGACUCGAAUAGGGUUGAUUAUCAUGGUAGUGACUCUAGUCUUAAUUCGAUGACAGAUGACGUAAAAAAUCUUAGUUUAAAGGAGAAGCAAAGGCUUGAAUUAUCAGGAAGAAGCGUUUUGCCUAUAGCGCCUGUUGUUGGUCUAGAACUACCAAAGGUUGAAUUGAGUUAUUUUGAUGGAGAGCCAAAAGGAUACUGGAAGUUUAUAAGACAAUUUGAGACGUAUAUAGCAUCAAGAGUCACCGAUGAUAGCCAACGUUUGCUCUAUCUCAUGCACUAUUGUAAGGGCAAGGCGAAGACAGCUAUCGAAGGUUGUGUCAUGAUGGAAGCAUCCUCUGGUUAUAAGAGAGCAAGGGAAAUUCUAAAGCGUUUGUUCGGUCAGUCUCAUGUAAUCGCUCGAGAAACAUUAGAAGAUUUAUUUAAUGCUGUUAAUUUUGAUUAUACUGACGGGGAGCAACUAUCAAACUUGGCCAUUAAAAUGGAAAACUGCGCUAUGGUCUUAGAACAGAUGAAUUAUAACUCUGAUCUAAAUUCGUUAGUUACUUUGGAAAGAAUAGUAAGACUAUUACCUCAAGUUAUGCAAGCCCAGUGGGCGGAUAGGGUGGAUCAAUUGACGGAAGAUAAUAGAGAACCGACUUUUGACGAGCUUACCCAAUUUAUAGCGUCCCGCGCAAGAGUAGCUAAUAGUAGGUUUGGACGGUUAGCGAGUCGUCCGAGAAAGGGACACAACUUAAAGACAAAUUGUCACUUGCAAUUAGAGCAGGAGGGUAACUCUAGAGCUAAAUGCAGGGUGUGCUCCCAGGACCACGCUAUUUAUAAAUGUCCAAAAUUUUUAGCGCUUACCGUUCAAGAGAGAUGGUCUCAAGCAAAAGUUAAUGGCAUCUGUUUGGUCUGCCUUAGGCAAGGGCAUAAAGUUAAUGAAUGUAAGCUGGCGAAACGUUGUAACGUUAAUGGUUGUGAGAAGAAACACCAUUCCUUGCUGCACAGCGAAAAUGAUAAAUCUGAUAUCCCGAAUUGUUGUGGAUUUACUAAAUCCCUAAGUAGCCAAGUGUGCCUAGGAAUGAUCCCUGUACGGUUGAUGUUAGGAGAUGCCGAAAUGGUAGGUUAUGCUUUGUUGGAUAACGGGUCUGAUGUAACGUUGAUAAAAUCGAGCUGUUUGAGGUGUCUCGGGCUGAAGGAAGACCGAGCGUCAGUGGUAGUAGAGACUGUGGGUGGUAAUAGGACAAUGACGGUCACAAAGACCCCUUUUGAGGUAUAUUCUCUAGAUCGGUCAGGACAUGUUACGAUCGAAGGAGCUCUGAUUGUGGCAGAUAUACCAGGUCAUAAGCCAACAAGGUCGGCAGUGGACAACCUAGUUAAAUGGCCACAUUUAAGGGAUGUACCAAUAGAUAACUUCGACUCUGAAGAAGUUCUGCUGUUGAUUGGUUGCGACGUACCAGAAGCACACUGGGUGUUAGACCAGCGGUUGGGUGGAAGAAAAAGCCCGUACGCUGUGAAGACGUUGCUGGGUUGGACGGUUUUCGGACCCGCGUCGUAUCCGGAAUAUAGGAAAAGAGUGGUCAAUCAUACCAGUAAGAUACAGACCUUGGAGAACGAAAUACGUAAACUUUAUGAUGUAGAGUUUUCUGACGUUUAUUCAAAUGAUAAAUCAUUAUCACUAGAAGAUAAGGCGGCUAUAAGGAUUGUGGAAAGGGGCACACGCUUCGAAAAUGGGCAUUUUGUAGUUCCUAUACCAUGGAAAGUGAACCCAAAUAUGAAAGGGGAGAAUUAUGAAGUGGCAAGCAGUAGACUACAGAGUUUGAAGCGUAGAUUGUUGAAAGAUGACAUUCUGUAUAUCAAGUAUACAAAAGGCAUUGAAAGUAACUUUAUUAAGGGCUAUGCGGAGAAGAUCCCCGAACUACAAUUGCAACCUAGUUAUCGCCCUAGGUGGUACUUGCCUCACCAUGCAGUUAUAAACCCGAAAAAGCCAGAAAAACUGAGAGUAGUUCUUGACUGUGCCGCCAAGUUUGCAGGCGUUUCUCUAAACGAUAUGAUUUAUCAAGGACCCGACACAACGGCUGAGUUAGUGUGUAUAUUAUUGCGUUUUCGCAAAGAGGCAGUCGCAGUCUCUGCGGAUGUUGAAGAAAUGUUCAUGCAAGUGAAGGUCCCUGAGUCUGAUCGAGGAGCUUUAAGAUUUCUGUGGUGGCAGAGGGGAGACAUGUCGAAAGAACCAUCCGAGUUUCAAAUGACAUCCCAUCCAUUUGAUGCCACAUCCUCGCCGUUUCGUGCGAACUUUCCCUUGAAUAAGACGACCCAAAUAUUCUUGGACGGUUAUGAUGGUUAUGUUGUAGAUGAUGUCAAGAAUAAUUUCUAUGCUGAUGAUUGCUUGAUAUCCAUUCCCACUUGUGAUCAAGCAAAGAGUUUCGUUAAGCAGAUAAGUGAAUUAUUAUGUAGAGGAAGUAUACAAAAAAUGACCGAUCUUGGAUCUUGGUUCAAAUGUCCUACUUUAUUGCAUGACGAAUUUUAUAUAACAAUCACUGACUGUCCGGAACCUACUCCUGACGAUAUUGAAUUUAGAAAACCUGCUGUGGUUAACUUGAGUAGUAUGAAGUACAACAUGACACCUAUUCUGUCUUAUUAUUCCGAGUGGUUGAAAUUAGUCAGAGCUGUAACCUGGUUUAGAAGGUUCAUCGAAUUCCUGAUGGUACUUCGUUUACCGAGUUGUGAAGGAUCCGUUCAUCUAGGAUGUUUAAAGGUUAAAGAGCUUGAGAUUGCCAAGCGUAAGAUUUUAUUGAUGGUUCAGAGAGAAGUGUAUGGAGAAUUACUUAGUGAAUUUAAGAACAGCAGUAAAGUAGUAAGCCAUGAUGAUCUGAAAGGUUUAUCGUUGAUGAUGCUUGAUGGGUUACUCUGCGUUGGAGGUCGACUAAGAUACUCAGAUUUCCCAAAUGCUUUUAAACAUCCAGUAAUUUUACCCAGUCGACACUUAGUGACGGAAAUGAUAGUUAGACAUUGUCAUAAAGAACAAGGACAUAUAGGGAGAUCAUUAGAAAAAGGGUAUGGAUAUGUGUUUACUUGUUUGCAAACAUGGGCAGUACAUAUUGAAAUGAUGUGUAAUUUGAUUUCUGAUUCAUUUUUAAUGGCUCUAUUACGCUUUAUUGGAAGAAGAAGGAAACCUCCAGAGAUUUACAGUGUCAGUGCGUCAAGCUUCGUGGGGACAGUUUCUGAGUUAAGCAAGUUUGUGCAGCAGUCGAAUCAGAAGAUAAACAUUGAAUUGUCAGCGAGGCCCUCAUCCAACAGCAUGGGUGGAGUUUGGGGAAGAGUGAUUAGGUCUAUAUCACGACUGUUAUCGUUGACCACCAGAGAACAGGUGAAGCAGGUCUCCUUGAAGCUUUGGAUUAGUCUUUGUUGUUAUUAAUGUAGUUAGGUCGAGUAGGCGUACUGUUGUAAGUCCUACUCGUUCCUAUGAUGUGAUAUGUUAUAUAAUGAACCAUGACCGUAGGCAUCAAGGUAGCUUGUGUGGUAUGGAGGGAUUUUGGGGGCCGGUGUAAGAUCCAUUUUGAAGGUUUUGUGUGUUGGUGAAAAUCCCUCCAUGUAUAUACUUGUACUUUGUUCCUAUUGAUUCCCUUAGUUGUACAUUGUUGUAUUUUGAUUACAUUUGAGUUGUUAAUACUUGUAUUUUUUAUUAUAGUUUUUGUUUUUCUUACGCAUUCACUAAGUUUGUGUUUCUUCCUGAACUGCAUCUGUGUUGUUUUACUUGACACUUGUUCUUGGCGGUAGCCAUAUUGAUUUGUUCCUCCUGUUGUGUGUGAUCUAUCCAGCCAGGAUAGAAUAACGUUGAUUUGUUGUGAUUGGUAAUUUUUCCUCAUCUUCUAUCAACUUCUUUAUUAUUGUAAUUUAGAUUUAAUUGAUUGAACAAUCAUUGGUUGAAUAGCCGGGUGAUAAUAUUUGUUUAGGUAAUGAUUUACAUUAAAUUUAUUAUGAAUUAUAGAACCGCUAGUUACCCG
Schistosoma guineensis is the source of this 4485-nucleotide messenger RNA. The record is from the annotation of a GenBank genome assembly. NCBI's taxonomy places the organism in Eukaryota, Metazoa, Platyhelminthes, Trematoda, Strigeidida, Schistosomatidae.